AUGCACCAAACUUCGCCAACCGGUGGCAGCAACCUCGCCAGUAUCAACAAUCUCACCAACCCGACUCCCUCUGUAAAGCAACAACAACAAACUCCUCAAUCCUCACAACAACAACAACAACAACAAACACCCAUUCGUUCAGGCUAUGGUUUGCCAUCGAUACCAUCACCAUCUCAACAACAACAAUCUACACAACAGCAACAAGCACAACAGCAGCAACAACAACAAGCAGCAGCACAACAACAGCAAGCAGCAGCUCAGCAACAAGCAGCGGCUCAAGCAGCGGCACAACAACAACAAGCAGCAGCUCAACAGCAAACGGCUCAAUCAACACAACAACAACCACUCAGACAAGCUCAGUUUGAUAAUGCAUUCCAAUUUUUGGAACAAGUUAAGCUACAAUUCUCUAAACAACCAAAGAUUUACAAUCAAUUCCUUGAUAUUAUGAAAGAUUUAAAGGCACACAAUAUUGAUACACCAGGUGUUAUUCAGAGAGUUACAGAGUUAUUUAAGGGUCAUCGUCAUUUAAUUUUGGGUUUCAAUACGUUCUUGCCACCUGGAUAUAGAAUUGAGAUGGCAGAUGAUGAUAGACCACCUUCAUUCUCUGUUCCAUCACCAACUCAACAGCAAAUCAAUCAACAACACGGUUACCCUGCACCACAGAAUCAACAACAACAACACUUAUUGCAACAACAACAACAAGCGCAGCAACAACAGUUACAACAAGCGCAGCAACAACAAUUACAACAGCAACAGUUGCAGCAACAACAACAGCAACAGCAACAACAGCAGUUCCUCUUGAGACAACAACAACAAGCGCAGCAGCAACAGUUACAACAGCAACAAGCGCAGCAACAACAGCAACAACAACAGGUGGCAGCAGCAAGUCAAGCACGUGAACAACGCAAGCAAAACGAUUUGGAUCAUGCCAGAAAAUAUGUAAAGAAAAUUAAGGAUCGUUUCGAAUCGCAACCAAUGGUUUACAAGCAGUUUUUGAAUGUACUCCAAAAGUACCAGCAUGGUGAUCAUCAGAUUCGUGAGGUCUACGAUCAAGUCUCAGAGUUGUUCAAGUCGCACUCCGACUUGUUGGCAGAGUUUGUGCAAUUCUUGCCAGACAAUACCCAGCAAAAUCAGCAACCACUCGGUGGUCAACCAUCGCCACUUCAAGUGCAAACUCCACAGUCUCAACAACAGAUGAUGCAGCAGCAGCAAAACAUGGCGAUGGGUGGACAACCAACUACCACCCAACCAAUGAUUGUUCAAUCGUCACGUCCUCCCAAGCAACAGAAUCGUCAGCAACGACAACAACAGCAACAAAUGCAGCAACAAGGCUACCCUCCAGGCAAGCCAGUGCCACCACAGCCACAGCAGUUGCCACCUCAACAGCAGCGUAUGUCAUUGCCAGAGCAACAGCAGAUGGAGCCAAUGUCGGUCCUCGGCGACAAGUACGACAAGAGCGGAGUGAUGAUGCAGCAUCCAGAGAUGAAGAUUCCAGUGCCCAGUCCAAGCGGUGUCAACAUGUCGCCACUCGACAAGGAGAAAGACAAGCGUAACAAGCGUCGCAAGCCAGAGUCUGACUACGAGCGUGGCGUUGGCCAAGAUGCUUCCAAUGAGGAAGUUGAAUUCUUCCUAAAGGUGCGUACAGGUGUCGCCAGCAACAAACUCUACAACGAGUUCCUAAAGUGUAUCAAUCUGUUCAGUCAGGACAUCAUCACAAAGACAGAGUUGGUAUUGCUAGCCAAAGACAUCUUGAUACCAAGACAAACUGCAUUGUUCGAAUGGUUCAAACAGUUUAUCGGAGUUGAUGAGCAGUCACUCGAGCAACUAGAACGACAAGAGUAUGCACUCUCGCCAUCCAUCGCACAACCAGACACUGAUUUUACAACCUGUAAAAGAUUAGGUCCAUCCUAUAGAGCAUUACCAAAGAAUUAUCCAAUUCCAAAAUGUACAGGUAGAACAGAGUUGAGUGCAUCGGUGUUGAACGAUGUUUGGGUAUCUUUCCCAACUGGUUCCGAAGACUAUGGUUUCAAGAGUCAAAGAAAGAAUCAGUUUGAGGAGAUUCUCUAUAAGUGUGAGGAUGAGAGAUUCGAGUUGGACUUGGUGAUCGAGUUGAAUGCUUCUACUAUCAGGGUAUUGGAUCCACUCUAUAAGUCGCUGAUCGAUCUCAAUGAGUCGGAGAGACAACACUUUAGAUUGCCAACUCUCAAUGUUCUUCAUCAUAGAUCCAUAGAGCGUUUAGAUCCGUCAAAAGUACACAGAAAAGAUCAAGGAGACCGACGAGCUGAUAAGCAAGCGUCGCUCCAAGACACCGGUUUCCAAGCCACCACCCUACCACUUGCUCUACUCGAUGCCCGACUACAAGAAGAUCAACAAAAGCCAACCACCUCUUCAAAUUCAAAACCAACAACAACAUCAACAACAACAACUACAACUACUCAUGAAGAAAAGUUGAAAGAAUCAAAUGGUAGCAGUAGCAGUGACGAUAAGAAAGAAGAUGUGGAGAUGAAGGAUGUCAAUAGCAAUAAUAACAAUAUUGAUGCCAAUGGCAAUGUACCAUUCAAGGUUAUUCAACCAAAAUCAGUCUCUGACAAAGAGAAGAGAGUGUUCUUUGGAAACAAUACUUUCUAUAUAUUUUUGAGAAUCUACCAGAUUCUGUAUGAACGUCUUUUCAAGUCGUUGGAGUUGGCCGAUGCAGCCAAGAAGGCACACUGGACAUCGAAACCAAAUGUCACCAGAUUCUUUAGAAACAUCAACCAGAACGGUGACCAGAACAACGAAUCGAUGGACGCCAGCGAAGAUGUCAGCGCCUCUGAAUCAGAGUUGAGCGAACAAGAGCGAUACAACCGAUUCCUCAAGUGUCUAAUGGAUCUGAUAGCCAACAACAUCGAUCAAUCCACCUACGAAGAUAGUUGCCGUUCGUACUUGGGUGUCAACUCAUACAUUGUCUUUACACUGGACAAACUUAUCAAUCAGCUCACCCGACAACUACAAGCGCUGCUCUCCAGUGAGAACUGCUUGAAGUUGUUGUAUCUCUUCACACUGGAGGUGAAACAACCAAACGGUUGGACAGAUACACUCUAUCAAUCCAAGGUGAUCGAAGUACUCAAGGACGACCGUAUCUUCCUCUUUGAGUUCGAGACCAAGAACCCGGUAGGUGGAUUCACCAUUCAACUGCUCGACCCAACCUCACCGGCAAUGCUCAAGAACGCAGAGAAUGCCAUUGCCGAGUCUGAAAAGAUGAUGGCCAACGCCGAAUCAGACUUGGAGCGCGCCAAGCAGUAUGUCAACGACUUUAGUCAGUUGGAUUCCAACAUUGAUCCACGCGUCCACAAGGUGUUCCUCAUGCGUAACAUUCCAAAGAAGACCAUCGAAGAAGCAAUGCAAGAGACAAUCAACGAAACCGGCUUGGAAUGCCGUGUUUGUACACAAACUUUCCGUCUCUUCUACGUCGAGGAUACCGAAGACUUUUUCUAUCGUAAGGGUUCAUUAGAUGCCGCAUCAAAAUAUCGUGGUAAAAAAUUAGAUUUGGACAAGAUUAGAAAUUCGAAUAAACAAUAA
Messenger RNA from Heterostelium album PN500, 3558 nucleotides. Its product is annotated as paired amphipathic helix containing protein. Gene Ontology annotation, biological process: negative regulation of transcription by RNA polymerase II. The coding region runs from base 1 to 3558 and encodes 1185 amino acids. Gene Ontology annotation, cellular component: histone deacetylase complex; chromatin. The record is from RefSeq and is a predicted model, not a curated record. Lineage: Eukaryota; Evosea; Eumycetozoa; Acytosteliales; Acytosteliaceae. Gene Ontology annotation, molecular function: transcription corepressor activity. The transcript has 5 exons.